Podarcis muralis (Common wall lizard) is the source of this 1428-nucleotide messenger RNA. NCBI's taxonomy places the organism in Eukaryota, Metazoa, Chordata, Lepidosauria, Squamata, Lacertidae. The record is from RefSeq and is a predicted model, not a curated record.
CAAGUCACCUUCAAAGGUAGCCACAUGUAUCCAAACGAGAGAUAACCAGGGCAUGCACCUAUUGAGGACUGGUUAAUGGAAAAGCAUAGUUCCUGUUCCACAGCCUGUUUCUUCCCCAAGAGAGCACAAGGCAGGCAACAGUAAGCCUCAGUGGCUGAGGAUAGCUCAGUCAGUAGAGCAUGAGACUCUUAAUCUCAAGGUCAUGAGUUCAAGCCCCACAUUGGGGAAAGGAUUUCUGCAUUGCAAGGGAUUGGACUCGAUAACCUUUGUGGUCUCUUCCAACUCUACAAUUAUAUGAUCUCUGUUCAGAACACUGGUAGAUAGAAGUGAUUUCUGCCUCCAGAUUCCUCCAAAUGCCUCCAAAUUCCAGUCCAAUGUAGAAGAGAACUCCUAUCCACAUGAUAGUGAGAAAAUAGGAUUGGGCCCAACCCUUUGACCAGUUAAUUGUUUCUGCCUAAGUCAUGGUCCAUAACAAGUCUUUUAAUGGUUCGUGUAUUCUAUGGUUAAAAUAACCAAACAGAUACAUACAUGAAAGGCACAUCUAUAGAAGUAACAGAAGGCUGGCAGUAACAUGAUUCAUUCUUCUGAACAGUUUCCCAGCCUUGUAUAAUGGACAUGAGCGCAAGGGAAGACUGUGGAUACCCAGGCAUCACUGCCGAGGAAUGCCAGGGAAGAGGAUGCUGUUUCAAUUCAUAUGUUGUUAGUACACGGUGGUGUUUUUACCCAACAUCCGUAACAGGUAACAGAGCAGCAACUUGCUUAAAUAAAAGACCACCCAAGAUGUGUGGAAUGGCACCAAACAAAAGGGUGGGUUGUGGAUUCCCUGGCAUCUCUGCUGAUGAAUGCUUGAAGAAAGGAUGCUGCUUUGAACAUUACCAGUAUGCCCAAAAUGUUCCCUGGUGCUUUGAACCUUUGCUUGCUUACCAAGAGCUGGAAGCUACGAUGGAGCAGAAGGGGGUCUGGAUACUUUCACUCAUUUUAAUUUUAGGACUUGGUGCAUUGGCCGAUGAUAAGAAAGCUCCACCGGAAUGCCGAUGUCACGUUGAUCCCAAAGCAAGAGUUAACUGUGGACCUCCUGGAAUCACUCCCCAGCAAUGCCGGGAUGCCGGGUGCUGCUUCAGUUCUGAAGUUGCAGGAGUGCCCUGGUGCUUUGCUCCAAGCCCCCCAAAAUAUAAAAAGGUAUGUCCUUCAGAGGUGAAAGUCAGGAAGAAUUGUGGAUACCCAGGAAUCUCUGCUGCUGCAUGUGAAGAGAGAGGAUGCUGUUUUGAGUCCCGUCCUCCCGCAGUUCCAUGGUGUUUCUUCCAUGUUGAGGUAGCAGAAGAAUGUUAAAACAAAGCUUCAGAAAUGGACAUUUGCACAAGGAGCAUCUCUGCCAAUGGAACAAUUCAAAAAGGAAAACAUGUCAUCAUCCACAUUGUGCUCUUGUAA